UUUUCUUAUCUAACGUUUGCAAAACGCAUGGUAAAAUUGCUACUUCUUCUCUUGUUUUCAAACUCUGUAAACUUCGUCUUUUCUCAAUGUACUUUUGGAAAUGCUAGUUUGUUAACGGGGAAAUUACUGUGUGCCAAGUUAUUUCCUCUGUUGAACUUAUGUAAUGCCAGCGAAGUCUAUGAAAUGCCGGUGUGGGGCGAUUAUUACCCACUCGUGGAAAUGGAGAAAUUAAAAGAUUUGGCAUGUUACAAAUAUGAGGCAGGAUUUGCGAAGGACACACCAAUCAUGUGCGUUUGUAACGAAAAGAAUUGUGCUAACGGAAACGAUCUGAAGAUCGCUGUUCAAAAUAUCCAACCGAUAUCUCUUGAUGGGACAGCAAUAGCAAAGGAAACGCUGAGAGAUUACAGUAAAUGUCUACUGGAAAGAAUCAACAGGAAAGGUAGUCGUAGGAAAGGUCCCCAACAACAUUAUGGUUUUGAUAUGGAUGCUUCUCAUCCGCUUUUGUCCUGGUACGAGAGAAUCAUCGAAGACGAGAAGGUGGUGGAAGACGACACUAGCUGGGAUUCAAGCUCCGGCAUCGUAUAUACGGUCAUUUUCAUUUAUAUCAUUAUUUUUUCUUUUUCAUAUGUAUGCGUAACGAUGUGCCGCGCUCGAAAGUCGCGAAUGGAGACAAGCAAAUCUUCAUGAUGUUUGCAUACCAUAUAUUCUAUGCGUACUGACAACAGACGCACUUUCAUUGUUCAUAACUCUACACUAUAUGGUUCAUAAUACAAAUUCGUUUUUUCCAACAGUGCUCUUUCAGCAACGUACAGGUAUAGAGCUUGUUUCUAUCUCAAGAUCUAUGAAAAACGAGAAAUUUGUGCGUUUUCAUGAACUUUACAUAUUUGAAUAUCUCCC
This is a messenger RNA of Cylicocyclus nassatus, 897 nucleotides long. The record is from the annotation of a GenBank genome assembly. NCBI's taxonomy places the organism in Eukaryota, Metazoa, Nematoda, Chromadorea, Rhabditida, Strongylidae.